AUGGCGGCGACAGUGCCGGCCUCAUACGGAAACACCACGAUCGAUCAUCAGCCAGAACUGGUUGACAGUGACCGGGAUGCAGAGGGUGACGAGGACGAUGAGUUAUAUCCUGCCCUCCCACCAUCUGCAACUACCGUAUCUCAGGGAAUUGACGAUAGGACGCCAAAUGACCGGAAGGAUGUUGAGGCAAUCGUAACCAAUGAUCAAGAAUCUAAUGAGGUUGAUAUAAGGCAGCCAAUUCAGGAUGGCUCUGCUGGGGAGGAUGAUAUACCAGACGCCAACGAUAAGAAUUUUGUUGCUGAUGUUGAUGUUGAUGAUGAUGAGGAGACUGAGACUGUCGGGGCUGUAAAGUUCCCAGACGGUGAACCCAACUCCGACAUCGAUGACGCAGACGACGAUCCUGGUGACCCAGAUGCUGCGUUUGAAAACGAAUCCAGCGAGUCGAAGGUGAACUCCAAUAUCGACUCUUCUGAAGAAUCAGAAGUAGAUGAGGAAUGGGAGGCCGAAAGCAAUGACAAAGAUGAUGUGGAUGCAGAUGCAUUAAAUCCAAACAAUUGCAUAGUCUGUGGCCAAGAUGAGGAACAUGAUCCGGGUGAAGAAUUCGAGGACUAUUUAUCCUGUGCUGUUUGUGGUGAUCAUUGUCAUCGUCAAUGCGCGCGAGAACGAGGAGCUUUAAAUAACGAAGAAGAUGCUGAAAAUUGGAGGUGCCCCGGCUGUGUUAAAAACAAUCUGGAACCUGACAAGCCUGUGGAAACCGCAUCCCGACGAAAAUCUGGCACAUCUAACUUCGCAAGAGAUCUACUACCUGCACAUAACAAAGAGCUGGGACCAGAAUCUCAUUCCAUUUUCAGCUCAUUAAUUGUCGACGAUGAUCCGUUGGAUGGUUCGAGAUCACUCCGGAAACGCAGGGCUUCGGAUGAUGUUCCCGAAAGUUCCAACACGGCCCCUCAAAAGCGACAAAAGAAAACGCCCACCAGAUUCGAGGGGAUGAUCCCGACUCCUCUGCCCAGGAACAUGAAAGCAGUCCAGGCAUUAAUCGAAAUUUCUGCAGAGAACAAUUUUUCAACCCGCCAGUCAAGAUCACGCAGAGCACGGAAAACCGAAAUGCCCCUCUGUAGGAUUGUUCAGCGGCAGCAUGGAAAGAUCGUUCUUUCAUUUCGCCUAAACAGCACGAAAUUAAAUAAAAUCUUUAGUUCCCAACCAAAACCCAAAAAUUCAAGACGGAGACCUCCAAAACCACCUCCAGCAGCUGAGCCACACCAAUCGCACUUUCACCCUGUUACACCUUUGCCAUACAGUGCUCCCUUCUACUCCUUUCACGACCGGGAGAACGAUGAAUUGAAAUCAAAACCGUACGGAGGAAUAUUAUCAGAAGCUGAUGCUGACACAUCAAAAACACUUCCUCUUGCCCCAGAUCGUGAGAAGUUCGAGGCUGCUCGUAAAAAAGCCGAAGAAGAAUGGAGGCAAAAAAUGAACGCUGCUGAGCAAGACGGGGAGUCCGCACCUCGUGCUUCACAAAAGGUCUCCGGCCCACCAAGUAAAAUUAAAUACAUAAGCUUUGGUGGUUAUGAGAUUGAAACAUGGUAUGCUGCGCCCUAUCCAGAAGAGUAUAGUAGAAAUCGAGUUCUCUACAUUUGCGAAUUCUGCCUCAAAUAUAUGAAUUCGGAUUUCGUCGCUUGGCGCCACAAACUCAAAUGUCCGGCGAAACAUCCGCCUGGAGACGAGAUCUACCGUGAUGGAUCUGUCUCUGUUUUCGAGGUUGACGGCCGCAAGAACCCGGUAUAUUGCCAAAACCUUUGCUUGCUUGCGAAGCUCUUCCUCGGGUCUAAAACUCUCUAUUACGACGUCGAACCAUUUCUAUUUUAUGUCAUGACCGAAUAUGAUGAGUUGGGAUGUCACUUCGUCGGCUACUUUAGCAAAGAGAAGAGACCUAGCUCGUCAAAUAAUGUAUCUUGCAUACUAACUCUCCCCAUUCACCAACGGAAAGGCUAUGGCAAUCUUCUGAUUGACUUUUCCUAUCUCUUGACAAGGGUGGAACGCAAAACAGGGUCUCCGGAAAAACCCCUCUCAGAUAUGGGACUUGUUUCCUAUCGCAAUUACUGGCGACUUGUUUUGUCAUACCAGUUGCGGCAUCAAAAAUCUCCUGUUAGCAUUGCGGAACUUUCAGAACGUACCGGUAUGACAGCGGAUGAUAUCGUAUCAGGUUUAGAAGGACUGCGGGCCUUAGUUAGGGAUCCCCAGACAAAAACUUAUGCCCUACGGCUAAAUUACGCAUAUUUUGAGGAAUAUAUUCAAAACUGGGAGAAAAAAAAUUAUAUACGGCUGAAUCCAAACGCUCUUGUUUGGACUCCCUACGUUAUGGGUCGCAGCAAUCAGUCACAUUACGACCGGGCACCUCUACAUACGGUCGCUCCGCGAGACGAGAAUGACGGCGACGGUGAACUAGACAUUAAAGGCAGCGGCGAUAACAAUGUUUAUGGUGCCAGCAAGUUGGAGAACAUGAAUGGCGAUACAUCUAGCUCGCAAGACGGCAUGUUCAACGGACGCAACCGAGCUACAUCUGCCUCUCCUCCAUUUGAUCCCCCUGGCCCACCGUCCAUGAAUGUAAUGCCUCUUCGUGGCUCUUCGUCGAGGCAAACUAAUGGUGCCAGCACUCCGUCAACAUCGUCCUCUAUGCUCAAUCCAGCAGCUGGGAUCCCUCCCACACGAUUCGAAAUAUUCCCUCCCAUUCAAGGAACUGUCACGAAACGACGACCUGGUCGACCUUUUGGCUCAACACGUGCCAACAAGUAUAAAGGACGCGCAAUUUCGGCUGCGGCUACGGCUCCGGCAACCGCCCGGACAAGUGGUCGGAGUACUCCGAAGCGAACCACCAGCCAGAUUACCAGCACUCUAACGCCUUCAAGUAGAGGGUCUCGCCUCAGAAGGGGGAGAAGCAGUAAGCUAUUUGAUAACAAUGAUGCUGACGAAACUAUGGGAGACGGCAUCGACAGCAGGGAAAUUGGCGAACUUGAGCAAUUGGGAAUGUCGGAAUGUUGUCCGGCGCAAAUUGAUACGGCUGGUGUGGAUGUUGAGGCGAAAGAGGAAGUCCGUUCCAAUCACAGAGCCGAUGAUGAUGAUGCUUCCUCUGAGAGGGAUGUCCAAUCAAAUGGCAAAGGCAAAACUGCUGGUGCACUCGAAGAUGGCAACACCAAUAUUGACAAGGUUGCAUGCACUGUCUCACCAACCGGAGUCAGCAAAGUUCACAAGAGCCGCACCGCGGAUAUAGAUAUCGUGAACCAUAAAAGUUCCCAGGGGUCUAACCACGGGGCGGACAGUUGUCUCCAGUCAGUCGACGGUAUUGGAGGAGAACCUUAG
Paracoccidioides brasiliensis Pb18 is the source of this 3357-nucleotide messenger RNA. RefSeq lists its product as uncharacterized. Gene Ontology annotation, molecular function: histone acetyltransferase activity. Gene Ontology annotation, biological process: regulation of DNA-templated transcription. Bases 1 to 3357 code for a protein of 1118 amino acids. The transcript has 4 exons. The record is from RefSeq and is a predicted model, not a curated record.